CUUUCAGUUAUCGAUGGAAAAUUGGUGAAUUUAGUUGUGCAAACUAAACUGGGCAGUUCGUUUUACUCUAUUUGUUGUACUUCUUCGAAAAAUGAAUAGAUUUGUGGUCGUUUUCUUAUCGUUCGCUUGUGCGUUAAGCAGCACCGUUGCAUUAUCAUUCGAUGGUCCAGAGAGAGACUCCAAUGAUUUCAUAAGACUUCCACUAACGCCACUAGCACCACGAAAGCGACGUGCUGCUGAUGAAAAUGGAUUAACAAAAAUCAACGUGAAUAGUGUGAGAGAUGUGAGAUACGGCUUCCCAGUUGAGAUUGGAACCCCUCCGCAAACGUUCAACGUAAUGUUGGACAGCGGCUCCGUGGACUUGUGGGUACCAUGGAAGGAAGCUAAAAACAAUCCUGACUGCAGACAGAUGUGUAAGGAUGCUGAACAUUUCUUUGACGAAAGUGCAUCGUCAACAUAUCAAAAAGGCCCCGGUGAUUUCUUUUUUGGCUAUAAAGGUGGUUCAACUAGCGGUACCAUUGGAUUGGAUACAGUUUCGAUAGGAGGUCUGAUAGCCAAAAAUCAGCCAUUUGGCCUAGCAAAUUCGUCUUUAAGCGUUGAGGGAAACGACGGCGUGAUAGGCUUUUCAUACCCUGCGUUUUCUGAACUUGACACUUUGACAUGGAUUGAUCGUUUAGUAGAACAAGGUCAAGUCAAACAACGGAUUGGAUGCGUAAAGUUACGGCUAAAAAAAGAAGCAAAGAGUGAAUUUAUAGUCGGUGGUUGUGAUGUGGAGGCUGAUGCUUGGGCACCGGUCUUAGUGAGAAAUAACCAAUUGAGUGGUUGGAGAGUGAAUUUAACCAAAAUUAUACUACGCGAUCGUACUAACAAUACUGAAUUGCUUAGUAUUGAGCCAAAAUUUGAAACGGUACUAGACACCGGAGCUGGAGAUCAACUUGCUAUUCCGAGCCAAUUUUUCAAACCGAUUGCUGCAAAUAUGGGACUGUUUAAGAAAGGGUAUCACCAACAAGUGGAUUGUGACAAAUGGCAAGAAAAAAAUUUGCCAAACAUUGAGUUUUAUUUCGGGUAAAUUGAAAUUAUAUGUUAAAAUUGGAGAAACAUGUGACAAGAAAUGCCAUACGUUACCUCUCUUUCACUCUUUUAUUUCAGUAAUGAUGGUGCCAAAGUCACAUUUCCUAUGGAAACCUACUCAUGGAAGUAUUUUGAUGAAUGCCAAAUUGCGCUUAGUGAUAACGGAUAUGAUUCGGUGUUUUUGUUGGGUACUCUAAUAUUCAAUAAAGCGACGAUCAUUUUUGAUAGAGAAAAUGAUCGGGUUGGUUUCACAGAACUAAAAUGAAAUAAGAACAAAUUAUACGGCGGACACCGCUACAUCCAACAACGUUUUAUACACACUAAAUAUACCUUUGGUGAAGAAAUCGCUUCCUUAACAAUACAGAAACAGUUUGAUGCAAAAUCAUGGCGAAAAUGAACAAUAUAAAUUUACACGCACACUACACACAUUGAAACCGUUCAUUGUAUUAUUUCUGGCUGAACAUUUUUUUUCGAUUUAUUUUUGUAAUAUGGUUCUUGGGUGAUAAAUAAAAAAAAAUUAAUUAUGCAUGCAA
This is a messenger RNA of Sitodiplosis mosellana (orange wheat blossom midge), 1604 nucleotides long. Its product is annotated as pepsin A-1-like. NCBI's taxonomy places the organism in Eukaryota, Metazoa, Arthropoda, Insecta, Diptera, Cecidomyiidae. The transcript is spliced from 8 exons. The record is from RefSeq and is a predicted model, not a curated record. Gene Ontology annotation, biological process: proteolysis. Gene Ontology annotation, molecular function: aspartic-type endopeptidase activity. Bases 92 to 1069 code for a protein of 325 amino acids.